Anopheles maculipalpis is the source of this 5299-nucleotide messenger RNA. RefSeq lists its product as uncharacterized. The coding region runs from base 56 to 5299 and encodes 1747 amino acids. The transcript is spliced from 8 exons. The record is from RefSeq and is a predicted model, not a curated record. Lineage: Eukaryota; Metazoa; Arthropoda; Insecta; Diptera; Culicidae. Gene Ontology annotation, biological process: membrane protein ectodomain proteolysis. Gene Ontology annotation, molecular function: metalloendopeptidase activity.
AAGUGUAGUGCAUCCGGAUGCGUUUGCCCGCGUGCAGUGCAAGUUCGUGAACAUAAUGGGUACGGAUCGAUGCAGCACCACUGGUCGCGCUGCUGCUGCUGCUGCAUACAAGGCCAACCAUCGUACAGCGGAAAAGAAGCAAAACGGAGCAGAGCUAAUCGUUAAUCCAUGUCGACGACCGCAGCUGGCCCAACGGCACCAGUGUACCACCGGCGACGGCGAAGAUGAACGGCGAAGGAAACGAAGAAAACGCACCAUCCAACCUCAGCAACUGAUCGAGCAAACGGGCCAACUGCAUUGUCGUACGUCUAGAAUGAUGAGCAUUGCUGUGAAAACGGCAAGCCACCGCCGCAGCCUACAGACAAGACGGCUGAUCACGGCUUGCUAUGUGGGAUUGCUUCUUCAGCUCAUCACACUGGUUGCAGCUACACCGUUGUCGAUCAAACCGGAAUACUGGCAGCGUGUGGCGUCUGGUGGUCGUGAAAUGGCGCAGGAGAAUUUUGGCACAGAUGAUGAACGAUUUCAUCCUUCCAAAGAAUUCUCACACUACGGUAAAAUAACGCCCCAGCUGCAACAUGGACGGCAUAAAAGAUCCCUAACAAAUACGCGCGAAGAGAAUGGGCUUCACGCGACGCAUUUAACAUUAAGUUAUACAUUAAUCGAAGCUGAUGUGAUAUUAGAUUUACAACUUAACAAAGCGCUCAUACCGGACACACAUUUUCUUAGUUAUCAGCUACCGAACGGAACGGGCAAACACGUCGUACGGUAUGACCGUCCGGAAGAGGUGGAUCUUUGCCACUACUAUGGUAAAAUACGAGGCAAACCCGACUCUAGAGCAGCAAUUUCAACGUGCGGUGAGACGGAUGGCAUUAGAGGAAUUAUCAUCGAUACCGACGAUACGUAUUACAUCGAAAGUCCGCGGGUGACUGUAAAAAGCAACAAUAUUAACGAUGAAACAGCAAGGAUCGACCUUGGCGAACAUUUUAUCUAUCGACACUCAGAUUUAGUUCCCAGCGGGCCGGAAGGUGAAGGGCAUAGGUGUGGUUACGCCGGUGGACACAUUAACGCUACCCACGAUCCUGAGCUGUACCGGGAACAUACGGCAGCACCGAGGCGAGAGAAACGAGCCACCUCGUCAGGUUCGCCCAAGAUCCGCGGACCGUACAAUGCGAACAAGUACUCGAGCUACGUAGAGCUGGUGAUCGUGGUGGAUAACAAGAUGUUCAAGACGAUGCGUGAAAAUUUUAAAACCGUCCAGCAGUACUGUAAGGAUAUAACGAACAUCAUCAACGCACUGUACGAACCGCUAAACAUCUUCGUCGGACUGGUCGGUGUGGUCGUUUGGAACGAAGGUGACGAGAUUGAGCUGUCAAAGGAUGGCGAGGUGACGCUAAAGAACUUUCUGCACUAUCGCAAGAAAACGCUCAUCAAGGAUCAUCCCAACGAUAACGCGCAACUGUUCACGAAAGAACACUUUGAAGGUGGUGUCGUAGGGAAAGCGCUGAAAGGCCCGAUCUGUACGUACGAAUUUUCCGGCGGUGUGGAGAUGUACCACAGCGAAAUUAUCGGUGUGCAGGCAACUACGGUUGCGCACGAGAUGGGACACAACUUCGGUAUGGAACACGAUACGGCGGAUUGUGAAUGUCCGGAGGAACGUUGCAUCAUGUCCGCCUCGAGCUCGUCGAUCGCACCGAAGCACUGGAGCCGUUGCAGCAUCGAUCAGCUGAGCUUGGCGUUUCAUCACGGCAUGAACUAUUGUUUAACGAACAAACCGGAAAGCCUUUUCGAUUCACCUGUCUGUGGCAAUGGGUUUGUGGAGGCGGGUGAACAGUGUGACUGCGGGUUGCCGGACUAUUGUGACAAUUCGUGUUGCGAUCCGCGCACCUGUAUGCUGCACACGAACGCAUCCUGUGCGACGGGAGAAUGUUGCGAUUUGCGGACGUGCAAACCGAUGGUUGGCGGUACCGUUUGUCGCCAGGCGGACGGGGAGUGUGAUUUGCCGGAGUACUGUUCCGGUGAGUCGGAAUACUGUCCGGGUGAUGUGUUUAAGCGUGAUACGGAAAUUUGUGACGGUGGCAAAGCGUUCUGUUACCGUGGUACGUGCCGAUCGCAGAACGAUCAGUGCCGGUUGCUGUGGGGACCGACGGGGAAAUCUUCCGAGCAGUGUUACGUUAAGAAUGAGGAUGGAAGUCGGCAUGGUAACUGUGGCUAUAAUCGGGUGAAGAAUGAGUACGUCAAGUGUGACGAAGCGGACGUCCACUGUGGUAUGCUGCACUGUAGGCAUUUGAACGAGCGGCUCGAAUUUGGUAUGGAAUCGGUCGCGAUACUGUCGCACAGCUUCAUGACGUACAACGGUAGUGUGAUACCGUGCCGGACGGCAAUCGUCGAUCUGGGUCUGCAGAAGGUUGAUCCGGGUCUUACGCCGGACGGUGCCAAAUGUGGCGAGGGAAAGAUGUGUCUCAACCAAAUGUGCAUGUCGGUGGAAAAGCUGCGAGCGGGUGGCAGUGGAGCAGCAUGUCCGGAAAAUUGUAACGACAAGGGUGUGUGUAAUAGCGAGGGCCACUGCCAUUGUGAGCCAGGGUUUGCUCCCCCAUUUUGCAAUCUUCCAGGGUACGGAGGUUCCCUCGAUAGUGGACCGGCAACCGAUCCAAAUGCUACUGCCAGUUUCCGUCGUAUGAUGUACAUUUUCUUCUGUGGCGUCGUGCCCGCAUGCUUCAUCUUCGCCUUAGUCGUAUACUAUCUACGAAAUGGGCAUACGUUCAACGGCAAACGCAAACCUACACCGAAUGCUUUGACUACACACAUCAAACCGGAUGGUUCCCAUUCGGCCAGCUCGACCCACACGAUCCUCCCUUCCUCACCGAACUCACCCGACUCGGACAUGAAUGCGGCCCUUCUCCGGCCUUCGUCCACGAUCGGUGUGGGCAGUACGGUCGCACCGAACGAGUCAGACUUUGUGGCCAACAACAACAUGUUCGGUAAAUUUAAAGGAUUCACCCUGCAACCCCUUCCCCAGUCCACCACGGUCGGCGGCGUCGUCCCGGGCGGUCACAAAAAGUCCCCCAAGGUGGCGUUCGUGCAACCGGUUAGUAAGUGUAGUGAGGAACCGAUCAGCAAUGCUGUACCGGCCCGUGCUGCACCUCCCGUACCCGUACCGCUCAAAACGCUAGCUACCCGUCUUGACACUAGCAGUGACCGAAGCAGUAGCUUAGAUAAUGUAGCGAACUACACUAAACCGGCAGGUAAUAAUGGGGUACCCUUCACGCAAGCCCGCGUCAACGGCUGCAAGCUGGCCAACCACGAGCAUCAGCUGGAUACAUCCGCUGCACCGGCGCUCCCACCCGCCAACCCCGGGUCCACAGCUCGUCCAAUCAUUUCCAGCCCGAUUCUAGAAUCGUCUACCUCGCGUGACUUGGCGGUGGCUGGCGUCACGCAAAAGACAUCGAAUGUUCCUAUCCGACCGGCACCAAUGCUUCCACCGGUGGCGGGCAGCGAAGUAACUUCCAAUCCAUCGACGGGCAUUCCAUCCGAAACGUCCAGCACCCUUUCCGCCGAGGUACUGAUCAAUCCGGUCAGCAAGGAUAAAAAGCCGAAGGAAAGCAAGCUGAACCGCAUCACGUCGUACUUGAAGAAGGAAGAGAAGCCACAGAAACCGGAACCGAAGCAACUGAAGGUAAUCGAUAAGGAAAAGCUACGCAAUAUUAACAUCUCCGCACCGAUACCGAUCGAGCAGAAUAAUCCCGAGCUGGCAAAGAGUAUGCCCCGGCUGGCCGACAUUACGGCGCUGAACGACGAAAAGGAACCGACACCGAUAGGAGUAUCGGUACAGCGUGCUAAAAGCAUGCGCGAUCCAGAAUCAAUCGUAGGAAACACACAGCGCAAGGUACGCAUCGUUGACGAUCGUUCGGAGCGUUCGGAGAAUGGUUCGAUCGGUGGCAGCAGUACCGGGUCGGGAAAGAAGGGAUCGGGAACAGCUUUAAAGCGACCACAAAGUAUGGUCGGUACAAGGCCAACCAUCCCACCUCCAAGACCACCCGUACCAGCUGCGGUCGUUGUGCAAACGACGACGGCUAUGAAAAUUCCCGGCGUUCCUGGUUAUCAGAAUCCACCGCCACCUAAAUCGGUUCGCAUUCAGACACCGCCCGGAUCGCGAGAGUACGACGACUGUCGGGAUAGUGGUAACGGUACCGGAGGACACUCGUCGCUCGGUUCGGACAAUAUCUACUCCGUCAUUGACGAAUCACCCUCACCGCCAAGCAUUAUUUCACCGCCGGCCAUUUCUUCCGGUGGCAGCUCGGAAAGUAUGGGUUUGUUGGGCGAAAUCGUAAACGAGAUCGAGAGCCGUAACGGUGACUCGGCGGUGUACAUUGCGUCCACACUGCGUCGUGGCGAUGGUGGAAGUAGAAAAUCUUCAUCCACCGCAAGCCAACCGAUUACGACAACGACCACGACAACAGUAAAAGCUGCUGCGUUAGCUUCGCCGGAGCUAGAGGACGAUGAACCGACGUACGUUAACACGUCGGAAAUAAUCGACGACGAUGACGAUUUCGAUGCCACGGAAGAUGACGACGAUGACGAGCUGGAAGAUGACAAUCCGAUACCGAACCGCAACUCGGGUUUAAGCACAACCUCUAGCGGUUAUUUGCGACCGUCGGCAAUCAACAGUACACCAAUCGCUCGGAUAACACCGUCCACGAACGGCGGUGGUAGCGAGAAACCUACUCCAGCGGGUGUAAGCAGCUUCAAAUCCGCUACAGCACCGAACGUGUUAAAUCAAAUAAAAUUCCAAGGUCCCACUGCCAAGGCCGGGGAACAAUCGGCAAAGAAAACCUCAACGACAACAACCGGCCCAUCCAGCACGACAGCAAACGGAACGGCAACCGGUGGACCAUCUACCUACAAACCGUACCACAGCGUGCUAACGAACAAUGCGCGCGCUGGUUCGGUGGUGGCCGCCGCCAAAGCAAAAAUAGCAUCGGAAAAAUCGAACGGAACUGCACCGGCCAGUACGACGAUCGCCAAAAAACUGCCUUCACAAGCGAACGCAUCCGUCCGCACGCGUACACCUUCACCGCGUGGUAGCAUUGCCAACGGUUCCCUACCCAACGGGACCGUACCGGGAAAAGCAACGCCGACAACGGCGUCAGCAGCAGCAGCCACCACAACAAAGCCGAAAACGGCCGCCAAACCAGCCACAAUCGUUAGCAACGGGAAGCUGUUGACGGCUGCCGCACGUCCCGGCCCAGGAAAAGUGUCCAACGUGGCAUCGUUACAGCAAAAAUUUGAAGGGCGAAAGUAA